Messenger RNA from Magnolia sinica, 617 nucleotides. Its product is annotated as mitochondrial zinc maintenance protein 1, mitochondrial. The transcript has 2 exons. The record is from RefSeq and is a predicted model, not a curated record. NCBI's taxonomy places the organism in Eukaryota, Viridiplantae, Streptophyta, Magnoliopsida, Magnoliales, Magnoliaceae. Gene Ontology annotation, biological process: mitochondrial respiratory chain complex III assembly. Bases 27 to 347 code for a protein of 106 amino acids.
AUACUCGUCUGAGAGAAGAAGAGAAAAUGAGGGGAGCUGCAGCGCUGGGUGCGUACCGAGAGCUGCUGAAAGCGACUCGGAAAUCGUUCGCGGGCGACUCGGUGAUGCUGACUCAGUCUGCGUUGGAGAUUCGGAAGAAGUUCGAAGAGAACAGGAGCGUAUCGUCCGAGUUGGAGAUCCAGCGACUCGUUGAGGAAGCUCGAGAAGCUUCCCAGUUCAUCUCCACCAUGAUCGUUCAGGCCAAGCUCAACGAACGGGGCGGAUACGAAGUCAAGCCCAGUAAAGAUCAUGUGGGGGCGACACUUGAGAUUCCUUCCGAAGAGAGUCUCCCAAAGGCUGCAUCAUAAGUACAUGCCAUGGCAACCUCAACUUGAUAGGUACUCAGCCAUCAAUCUCUCUGAUGAGAUUUUGCAGAUGAAUAUUUUGAAUAGAUUGUUAUUUGGGUUUCGUUCUUAUGAGAAGUGUUGGAAGUCUUGCAUUCUGCAUUUUGAAUUCUAUUCCAUGGCCUAAGUAGGCAUUAGGUUUAGAACACCCAUUUGUUAAACAGUUUGUUGCGAGGAUAAAAGAUCUUAUUCAUUAGCAAUGAAAGUGCCUGAUAACUAUGAGUUUGGUGCUUA